Messenger RNA from Erigeron canadensis, 1161 nucleotides. RefSeq names its product F-box/kelch-repeat protein At3g06240-like. The transcript has 3 exons. The record is from RefSeq and is a predicted model, not a curated record. Bases 116 to 1003 code for a protein of 295 amino acids. NCBI's taxonomy places the organism in Eukaryota, Viridiplantae, Streptophyta, Magnoliopsida, Asterales, Asteraceae.
UUUAAUCUCCACUCCUUAUUUUGCUGAUUCUCAUCUAAAACAACAUGCUUCCAACAACAUCAAUCCUGAUAAAAGGAUCAUUAUUAGCAUUUAUGGUUUAAUUAGAGAGGGUCAGAUGGUUUCUUUUAAUCGUUUCUUUAUCAUUGGUUCUGCCAAUGGCCUUGUAUGCAUCUGUCCUAAGGAUUUUGAACUUUUGGUGGUCAAUCCUUGCACUAGACAGACCAUGAAAAUACUUGAACCCCCACCCGAACCGCUUCCUAAAAGCACCCACAGGUGGGAUUUGAUUUGGGGCUUUGGUUACGAUUCUUCCAACAAUGACUACAAGAUUGUGCUAGGCCUUGAGACGAAGAUGAGUACACGUUUUUAUGUUUUUUCAUUAAAAACCUGUCUUUGGAAAUUUGUCCAAGAAAUUGAACUUAUAGAUACCAAUUGGAAUAGGGUAUCUGGUCUCUUAUGUGAUGGGGCACUUCACUGGUUUAUGUUGAAUUUGCAAAGUAAGGAGAAUAUCAUUCUUUCUUUAAAUUUAUCUCGCGAGGAAUUUACAGUAACCCAACAACCAGACCCUGACAACCAUCCUUCAUAUGAAUAUGGUUGUUCUUACACCCUAGGGGUCUUGGAAGAAUGUCUAUGCAUUUAUGAACUUGACGCUGUGUUACCGCCCACCCCCACCAAGAUAUGGGUGUUGCGAAGCUAUAAGAGCGGAAAACAGUCGUGGGUAGAGUUGCCACUUAAUCAUGUGAUGAAUCAUGGUGUUGCAUACCACAUGAACAAAGAUGAUUACUCUUAUGAUGACACACCACACUUAUCCAUCUCUGGGGAGUAUCUUGGGGCCCCUAUAUUUGUGCCUAGUCUUAUAUCUCCCCAUAAUGUUAAAAUGGAUUCUAGUUCUAAGUCCGGCUCUAACUGUGACAUCUGUCACCAAAACUGUGGAAGAGAAAGCGGCUGGCAUGGCAAAGAAGAAUGCACUAAUAAGUUAAUCAAAGGGCGGAGUCCCAGACUUUGAGCUGUUGAAGCGGUCAAUGAUAACAGGGAAUUGGUGUAUGUCCUUUUUGCUUCUUCUUUAGUACUACAAAUCUAUCUUCAAAUAUUUUCUAGUAUCAUGUGUUUGUUGGAUUUCAGUAAAUUGAGUGUGAUGGUUCUUUAAAGCAGACUGUUUAUUUA